AUGUUAACAAUGGGCGAAGAAUCUCCAUGCGUGGCCUGCGUCAUCACGUACAUUGGCCAAGGACCAACCAUUUCCACAGAACCCUCUGCUUUGGACUUUGGCGAAGUCCGAGUUCUCGAGGAACAGGUAAUGGACUUGCUAGUGAUCAACGAUUCACCGAUACCAGCUCACUUCAAGGCAGCCAUGCACAAAAGGAAGUCACCGUGGAGCGUUAGGCCAGAGGCAGUCGACCUGAAACCGAACGAAUCGAUGAAGAUCGAAGUCAAAUUAUACCUUCGUGACGCGGGGAAGUAUAAUGACAGGGUCGUCUUACAAAUCGUUAACAGUCGAACCGUUACUGUAGAUUUGAGGACGAUAGGGGUCGGCUGCAGCGUCGUUUUCGACCCACAAAUAUUCCCCAUUUACGACUUGGGUCUCCUUUUCAGCCACCAAAAGAUACGUAGAGAGAUAACGCUAACGAACCACGGAAGUUAUCAGUACCAGAUAAUUUGGUCGACCAAACAGGAAAUACAGCUCAGCAGGAGUCUGACCGUCCAGGGACAAACCUCGAAGUUUCAUAUUCAACCUCUGAUACUGGAAGUUCCCCCUGGAGAGACGAGGGAGGUACGAUGCGAACUUCUGUGGGAGGAGAACGAGUGUCUCCUAGAGGACUGGCACAUUUUUGGACAGAUACAAGGAAUUGGAAGACGCGAACUAAUCGGCACUUCCACUUUCAAAGUGACUCUAACCGAACCACAGGUUUCGUUCAACAAACGUGAAUUAUCGUUUCGCGCUGACGUCUGUCCAGAUGGUGAUAGAUUGCAGCUGACAGACGAAUUGUUAGUAACAAAUCGCUCGAAGCUGAACCUGAACGUGCAACUUUCUGUCAAAUCACCGUUUCGCUUGGUGACCAACGCGAAUGAGCACGUGCAAAACAUGAGGAUCGUUUUAAUCGACGAAGCCACUACGACGAUUCGUGUGUACUUCUCUUUCGACAUCGAGGGAAACGAUCUCUAUUCGCGAAGCUACGCUGGAACGAUUCAGUUUGAAUACGACGAACAUCCUAAUCGAGACAAAAUCGAGUGCAGGGGUUUCGUUAAUUUGCCGAAUUUGGUCCUGGAUCCCAGGGAUUUCGCUGUUAAUUGCGAACUUGGCUCGAGCGUCGAGAAAAUAUUGACGUUGACCAAUAAUGGGCCCGUAUCGGUCGUGUACAAAUUCCUGUGGUCGGAGGAUUCCAUCGAGAUAGAACGCGACACGCAUAGCGAUUGCGGAUGCAUGUUGCAAUCACCAAGCCACGAGGAAUCAGUAAGCGACAGGCAAGAUGGAAGCAGAGACGGGCCACUUCAGUCAAUACCGCCACCUACAAAUUCGCUUGUUUCGGUGACCCACCCGCAGAAGCUCGAAUCAGAGAAUGUAUUAGACGAUGUGAAUGAAAAUUUGCGAGAGAAUUGCUCGGUGUCCAACGAAGAAGUGAGAGAAUUUUUACUGCCAAUGGUUAGCGAGUACUUUGAAGAGGAGACGGAUCUCGCUGCGUUCGAGAUCAUGAGAUGCGAGCCUCGAAGAAAUCAUUUCAUCAAUGAGGUGCUAGAAAUCGUUCCAACCGAGGGCACCGUGCUUCCAUUCACCGUGCAACACGUUCAUGUAGGAUUUCACGGUUUCAAACCUCUCAGCGUGAAAGCCACGGCCAUUUGCAAAAUCCUCCGCGGCCCCACCGAAGAAAUUCAGAUACUAGCGCGUGCAGACGCCAUCCAAUUUUCGAUAGACUCUCGCGUGAUCGAUUUCGGCCAACAGCUAUUUAUGGAAUCCGGCCGGAGAAGUUUCACCUUACGAAACCAAAGUGGAGUAGCGUUCGAAUAUAAAAUAACGGAUUCGGUAUCCGACGUCGACGAUGGGAUCGAUCGUUUCGAUAUAAAUCCGCUGAAAGUCGAGCCAAACGCGGGAUCCGUGGACGCUCAGUCAUUCGUGGAAUUCAACGUAGAGCAUCGCUCGACGAUCCUUGGCCCCAUCGAACACCAAUUUCAACUGGAGAUUGGCCACUUAAUGCCUGUGACAAUAACAGUGAAAGCUUUUGGAAGUUUCCCUCAAGUUUUUCCCUGUAUCUCGCGAGGAAGCAUGCACCAGGACCAUUCUAUCGAAUUGGAGUACUCUGCCAUCCAAUCACUGACCACCGAGUUCAUCGUUGACACUGUUCCAAGACUAUGCGAGUCGACUGAGAGGAAGGAAGACUUGCACUCGAAGGACAUUGAAAUAUUAACAGCCGAGGAAUGGAGCAUCGUUUCCUACGACGAGCUAUUACCAAGGAUCGUGGACAUAGAAAUGUCUGUGGAGAGACAUUUGGCAAAGAGAUUCGUCGACUCGAAUUCAUACAUCUUGAUGCAGCGCAAGGAAACUCGCAAAAAAGAACCGAUUCUUCAUCUCCUUUCUUCCGAGUAUGUUAUCGAUAUGGGGCACGUGAUCGUGGAACUUUCCGCUCAUUGCUCCGCCAUGAUAAUUAACUACGGCCCUUGGAACGUGGAAAUGCGAAUGAAAAAAUUGAAGAAGAAGAACGCCCUGGCGAAAUCUGGCAUCUCGGUGCAAUUCGAGAAACACGCGAAGUUAAUGGCCGGCGAUUGCGCUGUUCUUCGCGUAACAUGGCAUCCGAGUCGAGAGAUCUAUAAAGAGAGAAUCACGCGAGUCGUGCACGCCAUUUACAUAGAGGUGAUACACGGAUGCACGAUCCCUGUGACCAUAAAAGGAACAGUGACCUACCCCUUCGUCACGUCGAACAUCAAAUCCUUGGACUUUCGUGACGUCGUCGUGGGGGAGUGCUUGAUCAUGAACAUCUUGAUAAAAAACGAGUAA
This is a messenger RNA of Hylaeus volcanicus, 2820 nucleotides long. RefSeq names its product hydrocephalus-inducing protein homolog. Gene Ontology annotation, biological process: cilium movement; axonemal central apparatus assembly. Gene Ontology annotation, cellular component: axoneme. The transcript is spliced from 16 exons. The record is from RefSeq and is a predicted model, not a curated record. Lineage: Eukaryota; Metazoa; Arthropoda; Insecta; Hymenoptera; Colletidae. Bases 1 to 2820 code for a protein of 939 amino acids.